GAGGAGAAAAAGAUGAAGAAACUCAUGAAAGGCGAUGACGGGGAGAAGGCCGAUUCGGUGAAGGGCAAAAAAAAGAAACAAGCGCCGACACCUGAUGUCGAACCACGGCCAGCCAAAUCUGGGAAACCAGCAGCCAAGCCAACCUUUGCUCGUUGCAGAAUGGUAGCCCCUCCCGCAGACGACAGCGUCAAGCUCGACCUGCAUUUGCCUGCUGCCCGGGACAACAGUGUUAGUGUCAAGGCACCACUGAAGACUGAGGCCACGGGAAAGAUAGCCUUGCUUCCAGCUGGUGCCGCUGAAUCCAUAGAGCUGAAGCAGACCCAGAAUGUUAUGGCAACUGAUCUGACGGCGGGUUGGUGCGAGCGUGUAACGACCAGCGUACGCAGGCAAUCGGAAACACCUGCCAUAUGCAAGACUGCAUCCUCAAUGCUUGAAAGUGAUCAGCCUUCGUCCUUGGAACAGGCACUAGACAAAAAAACAGCUGAAGAUAACUCCAUCAUCCUUGACAAGCAGUCUUUGAUUAGUCACGACGACAGUGACUGCUACGCUUACGUGUCACAACAACAACAGAGAAAGCAAAUCAUGCAGCAGAUUCUCCAGGAACUCUCCUCGGAUGACGAGAGUCCGCCUCAGACCGGCAAAGCCCCAGGCGUGCUCAAGGACGAAACUGUAACCAAGAUGGUCAUCCCACCGAAAGGGAUCUCCCUGGCUCCAUCCAAAUCGUGCUGGUUGGAGACAUCUGCCGAAGACCAACUCGAGGUUGCCCAGGAUAAAGGUAUGGUCGUGACAAAGGAAGAUGAAGUCUUGGACGACGAACCCAGCAGCCUGCCAGAAACAACUUUCCUAUUGGGCAAACAUACUGAUGAACAGAGCAGCACACAGUCUUGCCAGAUUGAGAAAGCAACUGAUGAAAUCAAAGAGGAUUGGGCACAUUCUCCAUCUGUUGAGCGUGAGGCCACAACAACGACUCCUGAUGACAGUAAACCUCAAGCCGCAAACCGACUGGCCAAUGAUACUGACGUCCAAGAUAUCGAAGACGGCGAUGAUAACGAAGAGAAGAAGGGUGAACAACUGGAUGUGAAGACAAAUGUCUCUAAGAAAGCAUUGUGUGCAAUCAAGCAAAUGGAUGAUGAUUACAACUCGUGGGAUGAAGGUUCAGAUGAAGAAGAGUAUAUUAAGACACAGGUGGAGAAACCAUCAACUGGAUACACAACGAAGAAAGUUGACUCGAUGGAUGAGCUGCUCAGAGAAUUUCCUCCAUCUAGUGAGGGCAAUGAAAUCAGAACAGUAGAUGGCCAAAAAGGAACACGUGCUAGUGACAGAGCUGGUUCACCAACUGAAAGAGAUGAGAAGGUAGAACGAAAGGAAGAGGGUCUGACGGAGUUUGAAGCCAUAGAACAAAUGCUACAACAGUCUUCUUCAGAUGACUUAUUUGGAAUUGUUGACAAAGUGACGUCGUGCAAGGGCAGCAUUGCUAUGCCCCUGACACCACAGCCACAGACGGUUACCUCACCGAUGAAAAAAGAUGUGAAACUUGUGGAGUCAACCGAGGACGAGUUGUGCUCUUUAACAGACAAAGAAGAAAGAGACAUUGUUGUGGAGAAUGAAAUGAAGAGUACGGGCUCUACAGAUUACAACCUUGGCAGGUCAGCAGAGCUGAGCAAAACUACAUCCCUGUCAACACAGUCGAAAAUAUCUGACUUGCCUGUAAAGCCCGAGACCGAUGCGGAGGAUUUGUUACAAAGGGGGUUGAACUCAGUGGCCGCAUGCAAAGAAAAUGAGGUGGCCGUGAAGUCUGAAACAAAGACAACAAAAUCUACAGGUGAUACAACAAAACACCAGCAAGUCGACUCGGGAAACAAAACUAGAUAUGCAGUGGACAAUAACUCCUCGAAACCAACAGAGGUUCCUGAACACACCAAAGACAAAAUAGACAGGGACAGUGCUAGCGAGGAUACCAGGAAAAGAAAGAUACGCUUCAGCGAUGUUUCUCGUGGACCGACGAUCACAGGGCAACGACGAGGGCCGCUAAAGGGAAUCUUGAAACAGAGACCAUGUGCCAAUGCAUCCCCAGAGCAAAACACUGAGUGGAAGUCAGGAACAGAACCUGCUGAAGACUUUCUUGCAGACUGUGAGCGAGCAGAUGCAUCGAAAGAUGUUACGCGAGACGUCCUUUCAGAAAUAAACGCUACAAAGCCUCAUGAGGAUGCACGGCUGGUGAGGAUACACCAUGAAGACGCUCAUUUUGAUGUUCCUGAUACACAUGAGGGUUCGGUUGACAGUGGGCGCAGUCCACAAGAAUCUUCCUCCGAGUCCGAAGAUUCGUCAACUCCAACCAUAGACCUUGAUGCAGACAUGGAGGACAUCAAGUGGUCCGAGGCCUUCUUGAAGGGCUUGGACGAGGAAACUGACGAUGAAAAUGACUUCUUUCCUCCCAAGAAGACCGAGGCAUUUCAAGAUGGUGUCCAUAGUCCAUCGCUGGAGUCUUCCUCUGAAUCAGACGUACCUGUAGCCUCUCCCGUGCAUGAUGAUUCGGACGCCUCGGAAACGAUUGGGUCUCAGACCCUUCUAGAUUGUGACACACAGGGCAAACUCAGAGACUCCCUGCUUCAAGCUGGGAAGCCAGAUAGCGCUAAAGCGUUCCAAGAUGCCGAGGUUCCCUGCUACCUGAGAGAUGACUUCAACCCGGCUCCUGAACAGAAGCCAUUCAAGAGAUGGGAUCCGAUGGCCGCCAAGAAGAAAUUGGACAAGAUUAGUCAGUCCAAGAAGAAACUUCCAGAAUCGCCAACGCCGCGGUGGCUGAAGACAGAUUUUAACCCAGACGGCAGUGGAUCGAAACGCGAGGUUUGGAAAGCGCCAAGUGAGAAACCUGUGCUCUGCUCCACUCCAGACAAAACAGCUUCUGGUGAUGCAGAUAUCGACUGUGGCUUAAUGACCGACAGUGGGAAAGAAAACUUAAGGAAACAAAGUCAGAACGAGUCUCAGAGAAUUCUUGACUCCAUGAGAAGUCAGGAGAAGUUUCAACAAUCCUCAAAGACGGUGACAAAUCCACCACCUUCGACUCCCGCCCCGACUGACAAAGAUCUUCCACGCUUUCUUAGGCCCGACUUCGAUCCCGCCCCGGAACAGAAGCCCUUCAAGAGGUGGAAUCCCGUCGAAGCCAAGAAGAAGUUCACCAAAAUUGCCAACAAGACCAAAUUGCCCGAUGCUACCAAGAAGACGGGUCGGGCACCAGGAGGUCAACAUGCUACCGAAACUCCUUGCUGGCUUCAACCGGACUUCGACCCGUCAAAGACCGAACCCGUCACAACACCUGCAUUGCAACAGUCUCACCAAGCACCCCAGUGCAACAAGCUGUCCCAACGUGAUUCAGAACGAAAGCAGAUUCCUGAUACAAGCCUAGACAUCUCGUCAGCACCGAUGACGGAGAUUCUACAUCAACCAGAGGCGGCAUGGAAUGAGGAACUUAGACCGACGGUGGAUGACCCAUACGCAGAUGAUCCUGCAGCGAGAUACGGGGCCAGCUUGACUUACCAGGAUGCGGCUGAAUGGAUGCAGAUGGGAUCAGGCCACCUACUACCAGACCACCACUGUGCCUUGAACCAGACUGAGAGAUCGUUCCAUCAGCAGCAGGCCCCGGACGAACACACCGAAGUGAUGGCCCUGGGCUCGUCUAGCGUGCCUGCCUGGCUUCAGAGCCAACCCCAGCCACCGCAAGACGCCCGGCCCGGACACAUGCCAGCUCUGCCUGGUGUGAAGCCCAACAACGCUGGGCUGUCACGUCACCGUGACCGCGCUGUCGCGCAGGAGAGGCAGACGAAGCAGGACUCCGGUGUUCGAACCAUAGGUCUACAGCCCAGAGCUCCCCCGUCCAUGCCGGGUAUGAAUCCCAGACGACCCGCUAUCACGCCAAAAUGGAUGCAGUCACAGUUGAGCUCCGCACUCCCCCAAGCCACGCCACCGAGCCACCGACCGCCACCGAACUUACCCAGCGGCAUUCAAGUGCUUGACUCAUCCGGUGCGCCAUCGUGGCCUGAUAUCAGUGCAACGCCUCAGCCAAGGGGAACUCUCAACAAGAUGCCUGCGCUACCGGGAGUCAAUGCCAGCAAGAGGCGACAACAUCGUCAGGAGGUUGAAACUGUUGAGCCCCUUCCGAGCGGACUGACAACCAUUGAGCCAAUGGCUACUCUAGGCACAAGGUCACUCGUGGGUCGCAUGAGUCAUCCUUUGCUCCUGCCCACUAAUUCCGCCCCUCCAACGUCAAUGCAAGCAUUUCCUGCUGACCAACCAAUGCAACAGGUGACGGCAGCGUCAGAGAGGAGCUUGUCAUCGGGGGCACCGAGUCCUGAGCCCCCAAGAUACAACUGGAUGAAACCGGAGUACGGCCAGGGUGGGACAGCGUGGCUGGACUCGACAAACGAGCGACGGACAUUGCUCAACUCAAUAGCGAGAACACAGGCCGCUAGGCGGCUACGUAACGUGUAA
This is a messenger RNA of Acanthaster planci (crown-of-thorns starfish), 4485 nucleotides long. RefSeq lists its product as uncharacterized. Lineage: Eukaryota; Metazoa; Echinodermata; Asteroidea; Valvatida; Acanthasteridae. The record is from RefSeq and is a predicted model, not a curated record.